Molecule: messenger RNA, 3762 nt
Organism: Didymosphaeria variabile
Lineage: Eukaryota; Fungi; Ascomycota; Dothideomycetes; Pleosporales; Didymosphaeriaceae
Gene: BUD5
Product: Ras guanine nucleotide exchange factor bud5
Exons: 1
Coding region: 1-3762 (1253 amino acids)
Biological process (GO): Ras protein signal transduction; positive regulation of GTPase activity
Cellular component (GO): plasma membrane
Molecular function (GO): protein binding; guanyl-nucleotide exchange factor activity
Source: RefSeq, a predicted model, not a curated record
AUGGCCGACCUCAUCUUAGAAACAGACGACACAAACAAGCACGCGAGUGCCUUAGUAGCGCCAUUGAACAUACACAAGUCGCCCAAGCGAUCGCGAAGUAGAGGUCCUGGCCAUUCUCGUCAGUCAUCAUCAAGAGGAGGACAGUCGGCUACAUCUCAGUCGCAUAUGUCUCCACCGUUAACACCACGAACCUCGAGAGACUCCCUUGCAGAGCAACCUUCACAACCAGUCUUUCACAACUACUUGCGCGCCUUCUACCACUUCCACCCUAGCUCCACUGUGUCCUCGUCGACCGAUGAAUCCUCUAUUACCGUGCCUAUCAACCAAGGAGACGUGAUUCUCGUGCACUCGGUCCAUCCGAAUGGCUGGGCUGAUGGGACAUUGUUGGCAUCCGGAGCUCGUGGAUGGCUUCCGACAAAUUACUGCGAGCCAUAUGAUCAUCCAACCAUAAGAACCCUGCUGAGUGCACUCACUAAUCUGUGGGACCUUGUUCGCGAUGGUGAAAAUGGUGACUUGGUAGUCUUCAUGAAGCAGGAUUAUAUCAGAACCUUGAUCGCCGGCGUCCGCUUUUUCCUGGUGAGUCAAAAGCAACCCUACCUGACCGCGUACAGAAUGUCGCUGAUUGUGAUCAAGGAAAAAACGGAUUGUCUGACGAGGGAAUCGCCACUUGUCGUAGCUCACGUUGGUCUCCGACGAAUGCGUAAAGGGUUACUAGGCGAUCUCUCUUCUCUCGUCAAGACCGCUAAAAAAUUGCAGGAGGUGCUGCAGUCGAAUGACUCACCGGGUCUGGUUUUUGGGCGCCUGGAUGAACUUGUGCUCAAAGCCUUCAAGCUCGUGACUAGGGCCGUUCGCUUCCUUGAUAUAUGGGCGCAAGAUGCAGUGUCGCUGUCAUUUGACAUGGGGGAGGGCAAUAAUAGACCGCUGACCCCUCCAUCUGACUCCGCUGAUCUCGCAGUGCAACCGCCCGCAACGUCGAAUCACGACGACGUAGGUAGUGUGCAAGCGAAUGACGAAGCAGCUUCUGUAUCACAAGCGAGCGCGUGUGUAACGCGCGAGUUAUUGGACCACGAAGCAACGCAACCACGCAACCUCGCCCGUCUCUCCGUUGCCUUCUCGAUUCCUUCAGACUCGGACGCGCUCCAAUCACCUUUGUUACCUCCUCAGCCCCAAGCUCAGGCAAAACGACUAUCUGUUACGCAUCGGUUGUCGUACACCGGAAAGUCUCAAAGCACGCGAAAACAUAAUCUUGCCUCGGAGCGGCUGAACGCUGCACACGAUUCUUUCUUGGGCUUUAUAGGCUCGUUUAUUGGACUGCACCUGCAGUCGCGCUCCUCCGAAGAGCUCGCAGUGACCACACAGGAAUCUGUCAUAGCGUGUCGAAACCUCCUCGCUGUCGUCGAGGAAGUAUGGGAACGCGAUUCUCGAAGAUCCGAACAACUGGAGCAGGCAAGGGAGAUGAUGUACACGCGACUCGCAGAACUCGUCCAGGCGACCAAAGACAUGUUCAGCAGCUCCGAGGCGGGGAUGGGUGACGAGGUGAUCAUGCCGGACCAGGGCAAACAGCUUGUCAUUGCAGCCACGAGCUGUGUUCGCUCGGCCGGAGAAUGCGUUACGAAAGCAAGGCUGGUGAUUGAGCGCAUAGGGGACUUCGAGUUUGAGUACGACGAACAAGGCCUGUCGCACUCUGUCUUCGAUCAACUCAACCAGAACCGACUUGGUCUCGAUCAACCACAGGCCGCGUUUCAAGUCGAAGUACCAAGUCAGCCAGAACGCAUGCUCGAAAUCGAGAAACCGCUCCCUCCGCCACCGACUGAUGACCGCAAGUUGCUGCCACCACUGGUCAUCUCAGAAUCGAAGCCACUUCCCGACGUCCCACAUUCACCAUCAACAAGCAAUCAGAACGCGUCGCUUCGACCUUCUCAGAAUCCUUGCGCUGAAAGCCCGGUCGCCACCUCGGUUCGGUCGUCCAUGUCUUCUUUACCACACUCUUCGGUCCAGCACAACCUUCCGCAACUUCCGCAACCGAGCGCCUCGGAUUACUCCCAAAGUCCUGCCAGUGCAACACAGCGAUUCUUUGGGAAAUCAAUUCGAGCCGAUAGUGUCAAUGCUUCCGUUGCUGAUUCUAGUAGCACGUGCAGGUAUAGUAUGCGAGGCGAAACUGCUAGCAUAGUAUCGCAGACCUCAACCCGGGCGACGACACCCGACCAAUCUCCCGCGAAGAAGUACAGUGCGCAGACACUUGUUAGCAGCUUUGGCAGCUCAUCAGAGCUUCGAUCUGUCGCUAGCGAAGAUGUUGAAGCGGUUGAAGAGCAUCUACUCGAAACGACGUAUUCUCAUGAACUUCUCUACAAUAAAGACGGCCAGGUCUCCGGAGGUUCUCUUCCGGCCCUGGUAGAGCAGCUGACCUUACACGAUUCUACGCCUGACACAAGCUUUGUCACCGCGUUCUAUCUCACGUUCCGAUUGUUCACCACUCCGGUUGAGCUAUCGCAAUGCCUGAUUAAUCGAUUCGACCUCAUUGGCGACAGUCAGUCGGUAGGCAUACCUGUCCGUCUACGAAUCUACAACGUGUUCAAGGGCUGGCUAGAAAGCCACUGGGUGGUUGAAUCUGACUCUGCGGCUCUCGGCAUCAUCUUCUCGUUCGCAACGGGGAAGCUUCGAUCAACUCUGCCAGCCGCAGGGAAACGCCUUGCAGAGUUGACGUCCAAAGCCACUGAGAUCCGCGCUGGAGCUUUAGUUCCUCGUCUUGCGUCAUCUCUGGGCAAGACUGGUGUCUCUGGCUCCGUGUUCAUCCCGGCGGACAAUACAGCGCCUAGUUCGAACAUGAACAGAAGUCAGAUAAACACUCUGAGGGCGUGGAAGGAAGGCAGGACGCAAUGCAGCAUUCUCGAUUUCGAUCCGCUGGAGAUGGCAAGACAGUUCACCAUCAUUGAAUCGAAACUGUUUUGCACGAUACAACCUGAGGAGCUACUUGCAUUGGAAUGGAUGAAGAAAGCUGGGAAAGGCGUCAAUGUCAAGGCGAUGGCUACACUCUCGAAUGAUCUGACCAAUUUGGUCACAGAUACGAUCCUACAGGUAGAGGAUGUGAAGAGAAGGGCUAUCGUCAUCAAACAAUGGGUGAAGAUUGCGGGCAAAUGCCUAGAACUCAACAAUUACGAUUCGCUGAUGGCCAUUCUGGCUUCGUUGAACUCUACCACAGUUCUUCGACUCAAGAGAACCUGGGAGCUGGUCUCUGCCAAAACGAAGGCUCGCUUCGACGAGCUUAAAACAGUUACUGACAUCAGUAAAAAUUACGCGGCCCUUCGUCAGCGUCUUCACGAUCAUGUGUCGCCCUGCAUUCCCUUCGUCGGCAUGUACCUCACUGACCUUACAUUCGUGGACGCUGGGAAUGAACCCACACGCCAGCUACCUGGUGAAUCUGGAGAAGAUGGGAUCUCUGUUAUCAAUUUCGACAAACACAUGAAGACUGCCAAGAUUAUUGGGCAACUGCAGUCAUGCCAGGUACCCUAUCGCCUAGCAGCAGUUCCAGAAAUGCAGGAGUGGAUGGAGUCCCAAAUACAACGGAUGCAUUCGAACAAGGAAGCCAACCCGCAGAGCUUUCACCGACAAUCUUUACUUUUGGAGCCUCGAGAGCCUCCGCGGGUCGUCAAAGCCGCCCCUCCUCCAGUUAGCAGUAGCGCAGCCAGCACGAUGACCGCCAAAGAUCGUUUCGACAUGUUGAGUUUGUCGAAUUACUUCACCAACAACGCCAAGGACCGGUAA